Molecule: messenger RNA, 792 nt
Organism: Suillus paluster
Lineage: Eukaryota; Fungi; Basidiomycota; Agaricomycetes; Boletales; Suillaceae
Exons: 1
Source: RefSeq, a predicted model, not a curated record
GCCCAAGGUAUCAUGCAGGUAAGUUACAUACAGGGGUCCAGAGAAGGAAAGAGACAGUCUCGGCAAACACCGGAAACGCCAUCACAGAAUCCAGAGUUCUUUGAGCCCGCCCUCUUGAUCAAUGGUGGUAACGAUAAGUGCUUAGUGUGGGCCAACCAUGCGAACGUCCUUCCAAUGGUCUUGCCCGUAUUGUUGGCUCUGUCCCUCAUUUUCACGACAGCCAAUUGCUACUGGAGCUUGUGGCCCUUCGUGUCCAACCAUGCCCCAAGAAGACCUACCAGCAAAUGUACCGGGCGACAGCAUGCAGCCUGGCAAAUGCUUCUGUACCUCAGGUCUCAGGAACAGACGAUGGCUCGUUGCGGCAACCAGGCCUAGGCUGACUACUAUACAGGUAUCUUCAUUUCUCACCUCUUUGCAUCUUCUGACUCUUGCUUCAAGCUGCAUUCACGCUCAAAUCUUCUUCGUCACUUAUUGCGUCGUCUGCCGCCUCAUCUUACCUUCGAUCCAUCACACUGAUGCAGACCAUGACACGCUCGAUAAUUCUCUCUCAUGGUAUCAGCUCCAUCAGUAUCGUAUAUCCCGGCUCGGCUCAUCCGCACGUUGUAGACUUCUUUCGUUUUCAGCGGUUUGCAUGUACGCACUACGAAAUACACUGGAUCCUAUCUAUUACCUUGCUAAAUGACUGGUAUGAGUGAUACAAGAGUCGCAAGGCUGGGUCAGCAUCACAAGGCACUCUGACACUCGUAUGUCUGCUCCACACUGCUUACCAGCAAUAUAAGCCAUGGUGAGCCA